Cucumis sativus (cucumber) is the source of this 1326-nucleotide messenger RNA. RefSeq lists its product as uncharacterized. The coding region runs from base 178 to 981 and encodes 267 amino acids. The record is from RefSeq and is a predicted model, not a curated record. The transcript has 6 exons. Lineage: Eukaryota; Viridiplantae; Streptophyta; Magnoliopsida; Cucurbitales; Cucurbitaceae.
AUAAAACAAAGGUUCAUUAUGAGGUCAAGUCUAGUGCUUCUAUCUCUGAGCUCGAACCGACCCCGAUCCAUGGCCGCUUUCAUUCACUGUCUCCAGGAGCAAAAGAGUUCCAUUUAACUUAUUACUUAUUACCCACCGGAGCUUCCGUUUUUGGGGCCUUAAUCCUUCUGUUUCCAGAUGAUGAACGGUGGCGGCAUCAAAACGGCACUCCUCAAUCCCCACGCAGAUUGUUUUAUCUUGAAAACUGCUUUUUUUCAUUCUACGUCUGUCCUCGACCGCAAAAGACGAAGUUAUUGGGAUUCUAGAUGCAACCACUAUACGAAGAGUUUUAGAAGGAUUAAUACAAAACAAUCAUUGCUGCGCAAUGUCAGUGCCUAUGCAGAAUUCCUCUUUCAGAGUUGGCGGGAUGAGGUUGAGGCUAAUGGUCCUUCCUCGAGUAGCGGCACUUCAUGGUUUAAAAGUCACUCAUUUAGGGGCUCUAAAAGAGACAGGACCAACCAGAAACCACGGUGUUCAAGCAGAAGUUUUGAGUUUACUGAAGAUGAUCCUGAUGUUGAGACUGUCUUCAAAUCUGCAUUUGGUGGGAAUCGGUCUUAUUACUGGUCUUUUAUUAAUGAAGAGAAUCCUCAAUGGAAGAGCUCAACAAAUAACUCUAAUAACUAUAGGAGAUCUUGGACAUGGCAACAUAACUCAAAUACCUAUGGGAGAUCUUGGAGCUGGCAACAUAGGGUUGAUGAAGAUUAUGACUCUUCUAAUGAAUACGAGAAUUCAGAGGCUAAUUUGGUGUCGCAUAGGCUUGCUCUUGGACUACAAGCGUCUGGUCCACUCAAACUUGAAGAUGUUAAAAAUGCGUAUCGAGCAUGUGCAAUGAAAUGGCAUCCAGAUCGUCACCAAGGUUCCUCCAAGGUGAUGGCGGAGGAGAAGUUCAAAGUUUGCAGUGUGGCAUACAAAUCAUUGUGCAACAAGUUAGCGGUAAAUUAAGAAUAGCAUCUUCCUAACCUUCAUCUUCAUCCAAAUUCCAACGUAUUGCAGAUCAUUAAAGAUGCUGUCACACACAUAGUAAGCUUUUUCUUUCAUAUCUUGAUCUCAACACUUAUUUUGAUAUGAUAAUGGAACUGUCAUAUCUGAAGUUUUGUUUAUUAUUUAAUGCUGACUAUUUGUCUGGCAAGCAUGUACUACUGUGUCCGUUUUUAUACGGUAUCAAUAAUUAUAGUAGGAAAGUUGUAUAAUUUACUGUUGUUUUUAACUAUAAUGAACUACUUAACAUGUUUGAGACUCUGGAAUAAGAACAUUUUGAAAAAAAUACACAUGUAGUGAUUAGCUAUC